GGCAGGCUGUCCUGCCUACCUGGCCACCCUCUCCCUUAGCCCUAAUCCCCAAGAGAGAUUGGGAUCAGAGUGUCUCUGACAUUCCUGUUAUCUCUUCUCCGAUUCCUCUCCUCAAGGUCAAGCCUCCCAGGUGCCUCCUCUGCCUUGGCUCAGCUCCCAUCUGGGCCCAGGAUUGGCACCUGCUGGAUGAAGACACCAUGGAGGAGGACUCCAGCCAGGAUGCUGAGCUGCAGGGGCUGAUGGAAGAUGCUAUCUACACCACCAUGCGAUUCUCCAGGCCCCUCCGUUCCUGUGACCCUCAUGACAUGGACAUUGCGGGAGACACGGUCAGGGUGCUGGCCGCCUACGGACUGGAUGACACGCCAAAGCUGGAUCGAGAGCGGACCUUCGUCAAGUCCAUCUUCCUGCUGCAGAUAGUCCAUCCCGACGAACUCGAGGUCCCCGAGGACACCAUCAUCCACGACCUGGAGCUCACAAAUUUCCUCAUUCCAGAAGAUGACACCACCUAUGCCUGCACCUUCCUCCCUCUCCCCAUCGUUAGCCAGAAGCACCACAUCUACAAGUUUGAGCCCAAGUUGGUAGAGCACAACGAGACGAUGGUGCACCACAUCCUGGUCUACGCCUGUGGCAACGCCAGUGUCCUCCCCACGGGGGUCGACGACUGCUAUGGGGCCAACCCCUCCUUCUCCCUCUGCUCACAGGUCAUCGUGGGCUGGGCUGUCGGGGGCACUAGUUACCAGUUUCCAGACGAUGUGGGUAUCUCCAUCGGGAUGCCCCUAGACCCUCAGUGGAUCCGACUAGAAAUUCAUUACAGCAAUUUCCGCAACCUUGCUGGCAUAUAUGACUCCUCGGGCAUCCGCGUGUACUACACAGCGCGCCUGCGUAAAUAUGACAUGGGUGUCCUGCAGCUGGGCUUCUUCACCUUCCCCAUCCACUUCCUACCCCCUGGCGCGGAGUCCUACAUGUCCUACGGGUUGUGCAAGACGGAGAAGUUUGAGGAGAUAAAUGGGGCCCCGGUGCCUGACAUACAGGUUUACGGCUACCUGCUCCACACACACUUGACUGGGCGAGCUCUGAAGGCUGUGCAGUACAGAAAUGGAACACAACUCCGAACAAUCUGUAAAGAUGAUUUCUAUGACUUCAAUCUGCAGGAGACAAGAGACUUGCCUCAUCGUGUGGAGAUUAAACCGGGAGAUGAGUUGCUGGUUGAGUGUCACUACCAGACGCUGGACCGAGAUUCAAUGACUUUUGGAGGACCCAGCACUACUAAUGAGAUGUGCCUCAUCUUCCUCUUCUAUUAUCCCAGAAACAACAUCUCUAGUUGCAUGGGGUACCCUGACAUCAUCUCCGUAGCCCAUGAGCUGGGGGAGGAUGCAAUGGAUCCCAUGGAUGCUGUGAUGGCCCUGAACAACAUUGACUGGACCCCAGAGAACAUUAAGAUGGCCGAGAAAGCCUGCAAGGAGGCCCAGCAGACCGUGAUCAUAAAGACCAUUGAUGAGUUUGUGGAAAAUACAACAGGCUGGAUUCAAGACAUCACCCCUACACCCAGGGGAGUCUGCUUAGAGUCCAUAGGAGGCAAGGUGGAGCCCCUGGACAAAAUUCCCGCUGGCUUCAGGUCGGCCCCUGCAGCCCUCAGGGGCUCAGGAAUGAUCCCUCCACAGCACUUCUCCCUGGCCUCCCUCUUGUUUGCCCAGGGUGCCCUAUACUGGCUCCUUGCCACACUUCAGGCUGGUAUAUGAUAGAGACUCCUCUCAAGUCCCACAC
This is a messenger RNA of Erinaceus europaeus (western European hedgehog), 1764 nucleotides long. RefSeq names its product putative DBH-like monooxygenase protein 2. The transcript has 13 exons. Lineage: Eukaryota; Metazoa; Chordata; Mammalia; Eulipotyphla; Erinaceidae. Gene Ontology annotation, cellular component: secretory granule membrane. The record is from RefSeq and is a predicted model, not a curated record. Gene Ontology annotation, molecular function: dopamine beta-monooxygenase activity; copper ion binding. The annotation marks the transcript as partial. Gene Ontology annotation, biological process: norepinephrine biosynthetic process; octopamine biosynthetic process; dopamine catabolic process.